UGCAAAUGUCUGUCAGCGGACAUUGAGCACCUCCUAAUGAACUUACUAGCUAACAGUCACAACAAAAACAGAACAGUGUAUUGCUAAUUAAAAACAUACUCUCAAUACGUCUUAGAAGGAGGAUACAAACAAGCCUAACAUAAUGAGUGGUCUACGCACUGUCCUGGUCUCUACUGGGUUUGUCGGUGUGGUAGGCAUUGGAUAUGGAAUGUGGUCAGUGAUUACACCAGGAGAGGAAAGGAAGAGGGAAAUGCUCAAGAAUCUACCCGAAGCUAACCCACUGAGAAUGGAGGAGACAAGGAAGAGGAACGCCCUCAUGAUGCAGGUGCUGAAGGAAGCUGCAGAGACCGAUGACAACAUUGCGAGAGGAUUGGGCCCUAUGAGAUCCCAGAAAUAGUCAUGCUCACAUGCCGGUUCUCCAACUCAGACAUCACAUGCAUCAUCCAAUGGUUGCGUGCCAUGUCAUCGACUGUGCCAUCAGGCACCAGAUUGCUACAACGUGGUUAGCUGAUACGUUAAAAAAAAUUGAAAAAAACUAUCCACAUCUGACAUGUGACGUCUGAGCAGGGGAACCAGACCAUUGUCUUCACAUUAAUUUGAAAGACGUGGGGAAGAGACCAUACUAUUACAGAUGACACACCAGUAAACCUGAGCUUCACCACUUCCUCUUAAGAGAUAAGAUUAUAUUGGCUAAGUGUUUGCAUUCAUGUUGAGUAUGAAUGAGUGUAAGGGGCGUUAAGUACUUUGUUUCACUGAAUGAGAAAGUGCUGAAAAUAAGAGGCAAUGGUUCCCAAACUUCACGACUUGAACACAUGCUCUGUUACAUUGAAACAAAGCAUAUUUAUUACAAUAAGUGUUGUAUAUAAUUCAUUCAUCAUUUUUGCUAGCUGAACGUGCUUGUGAUGGUCACAACAAUGUAUGGCUAAUAAAAUGUGAACAAUCCUGCCUAGUUUUUUAUAUUGGAUAUUUUCUGUUACGUUUUGUAAAACCAAUUCGAUUUCAUGGAUAGAGUAACGUUUUUAAAUGAUGUAGUUUGCAUGAUCAUAAAUAUAAUUCUGUUGUCACUUGUCAGCGGACCAUUGUUGGGGACCCUUUUACCGGUUGCACCCAUUUCCGGCUUGAGAAAAUGACGUUAAUUUCAAUUGAUGUCGAAGGUUGCGGUCAGAUUCAUGCACAACACAUGCAGUCGUAAUCGUCAUACCUGAGUGGUCGUAACUGGGAUCGAGAUUACAUUUUUAACUGAUGUACGUUUUAAUAAUAAGCGAUUAUAGUAAUUUGUCAAGUUAGCUGCUUGGUAGUAAUCACAUCAAGCCAAGCACAGCUAACGAGCUAGUUAGCAUAAAUCCAUAUAUUUUUUGGGGACAAUGUCAACACCAGAGCCAUUUCCCGUACCACCGGGCUCAGUAUCACCUGCAGCGGGUCAAAUGUUUGGGAGCUGCUGGAGUUGUCGGAUUCUUUCAGGUGGUGGUCUGCUGUUAGGAGCUGGAUAUGUCUUCCUAGCCGCCCGAAAAGUAAUGCGCCAAGGUGGGACAACCUCAAUGGGAACUGUCGCACAAGUCGCGUUUGCAGCAAGUUUGGCUGCUUGGGGAGUCGUGGUCAUCGCUGACCCUGUGGGGAAAUCACACAGGAAGGCUUGAAGAUGCUCUGACAGAUGGAAUUAUUUGAAGCUGCUGAAGUAUAAGCCAUGGUCAUAUCCAAGAAUACUUUGACAGAUAGUGAUCUUGGCAUAAUGGAUGAGAACAUGCCAAAGACUAUUCUCAUCAUCUGUCAGUGUGACCUGUCUAUAAUACAUUAAAUAAAUUGAGAAUAUGUGCA
Oncorhynchus kisutch (coho salmon) is the source of this 1815-nucleotide messenger RNA. RefSeq names its product ubiquinol-cytochrome c reductase complex assembly factor 3 (gene uqcc3). The record is from RefSeq and is a predicted model, not a curated record. NCBI's taxonomy places the organism in Eukaryota, Metazoa, Chordata, Actinopteri, Salmoniformes, Salmonidae. The transcript is spliced from 3 exons. Bases 143 to 397 code for a protein of 84 amino acids. Gene Ontology annotation, biological process: mitochondrial respiratory chain complex III assembly.